This is a messenger RNA of Neltuma alba, 3960 nucleotides long. RefSeq lists its product as uncharacterized. The record is from RefSeq and is a predicted model, not a curated record. Lineage: Eukaryota; Viridiplantae; Streptophyta; Magnoliopsida; Fabales; Fabaceae. Gene Ontology annotation, biological process: signal transduction. The transcript has 11 exons. Bases 221 to 3796 code for a protein of 1191 amino acids.
CUCAAAAAGCUGUGUCCACUCGUCGGCUCGUCGCAACCUUUCGGUUUUUAAUUUUUAAUAAUCAUUUCGAAAUAUUUCUUCUGUAUAUAUAUUUGUGUCUAUCGUCCCUUCAUCAUCGUUUUCAUCUUCCUCAUAUUCGUCUUCCUUGUUGAUCACUGUUCAUACAUUGAUUUGUACGUACUACGUACUCACGCGCGCACGUACGGCGUCGUUUUGACGGAUGGCUGCCGGAGUGGAGUUAUCGGCGGGCAGAACCGCUGGUGGUGGGAUUGCUAUGGAAUUCCCGGCCGGUGAUGAGAACUCUUGUUUGUCGCCGCAGAGGCUUCCGAGGAGGCUCCGGCGACGGUUUCUUGAUGUGGAGUGCAAGUCUCCGAGGACUGUUGAGGAAAUUGAAGCGAAGCUUCGAGAUGCUGAUCUUCGAAGACAGAAGCACUAUGAGACACUCUCGUGCAAGGCACGUUCAAAACCAAGAAGCCCUUCCAGGUCCUCAUCUCAGGAGGAGGAUCUUGGCCAGCGACUAGAAGCUAAGCUGCAAGCCGCCGAGCAGAAGAGACUGAGCAUUUUAGCAAAGUCUCAGAGGCGCUUGGCAAGGUUAGAUGAAUUGCGGCAAGCAGCUAAGACAGGAGUAAAAAUGCGUUAUGAGAAUGAACGUGUGAAGCUUGGGACAAAAGUGGAAUCUCGUGUUCAGCAGGCAGAGGUUAAUAGGAUGCUUAUACUCAAGGCUCGCAGACAAAGAAGGGCUACCUUGAGAGACAGAUCAUCUCAAUCAUUGUUACGCAGGAUGGCUCGAGAGAGCAAAUAUAAGGAGCGUGUACGUGCUGCAAUUCACCAAAAACGUGUUGCUGCUGAAGCAAAGCGACUUGGAUUGCUGGAAGCAGAGAAGAAGAGGGCACAUGCUCGAGUGUCACAAGUGAAACACAUAGCUAAGUCUGUAUCUAACCAGCGAGAGAUUGAGAGAAGGAAAAUGAAGGACCAGUUGGAAGAUAGAUUACAAAGGGCAAAAAGGCAAAGAGCAGAAUAUCUCAGGCACAGAGGAAGGUUGCGUGGUCACGUGCGAGAGAAUUGGAAUAGAAUGCCAAAGCAAGCAGAGAUUCUUUCCAGAAAAUUAGCAAGGUGCUGGAGGCAAUUCCGAAGUCUGACGAAAACAACUUUUGCCCUGGCAAAGGCUUAUGAUGCUCUGGGGAUUAAUCAGAAAUCUGUCAAGUCAAUGCCUUUUGAGCAGCUUGCCCGUCUGAUUGAAUCAAUUUCCACAAUUCAGACGACAAAAGCUUUACUUGACCGGGUUGAGAGCCGCCUUCAAGUAUCAAGAGUGGUUGACCCUGCUAAUAUUUUAUCUAGUUUGGAUAAUAUUGAUCACUUGCUUAAACGGGUUGCUACCCCAAAAAAGAAGGUGACUCCUAGGAGUUCUACAAGAAGCAGGGAGACAAAGAGAGUAAGCUCAGUCAAGGAAUCAAACAGGAACCCAGCUAGGUCAUCAAGGUAUCCAGUAAGAGUUGUUCUUUGUGCUUAUAUGAUAUUGGGCCAUCCAGACGCUGUUUUCAGUGGAAUGGGAGAGCGUGAGAUUUCUCUAGCUAAGUCUGCCGAAGAAUUUGUCCAGAUGUUUGAGUUGUUGGUAAAAAUUAUACUAGAGGGGCCUGUACUGAGUUCUGAUGAAGAGUCUGAUUCAGCAACUUUAAAACGUUUCACCUUCAAGUCUCAGCUUGCUGCUUUUGAUAGAGCAUGGUGCUCGUACUUGCAUUGUUUUGUGGUCUGGAAGGUCAAAGAUGCUCAAUUAUUAGAGAAGGAUUUGGUUAGGGCAGCUUGCCAACUUGAGGCGUCUAUGAUUCAAACUUGCAAGUUGACUCCAGAAGGAGAUAAUGAUAGGCUUACUCAUGAUAUGAAAGCAAUUCAGCAUCAGGUCUCUGAAGAUCAAAAACUUUUAAGAGAAAAGGUGCAGCACCUGAGUGGAGAUGCUGGCAUUGAGCGUAUGGAGAGUGCUUUAUCUGAAACACGAUCUAAAUUCUUCAAAGCAAAUGAAAGUACUAGCACAAGCCCAUUCAACUUCUCACCUUCUCUUUCACCUGUUGCUAGCUCCACAGAAUUAAACACUCCACUUGAGAGUAACCGAAAGCCUAGUCGUGUGGUUCGCUCCCUAUUUAAUGAGUCUGAACCUUCUUUGCCUAGAGGGUCCAGCUUGUCUGCAGGUAGAAUCAAUUCAGAUGGUCAGCUGGGCUCUUCUGAUGAGAAGUUGGUAACUGAGAACGAACUCUUUGUGAAUGAGUUUCUCCAUGAACGUCACCAUAGUUUCUCUGAUGGCUUAGGCAUUGCUGAUCACUGCCAAAGUAGCAUCGAGGGAAAAAUAAAGCAGACAAUGGAAAAGGCUUUCUGGGAUAGCAUCAUGGAAUCCAUAAAUCAGGAACAACCAAACUAUGAUCGAGUUGUUCAACUCAUGAGAGAGGUCAGGGAUGAAAUUUGUGAGAUGGCUCCUCAAAGCUGGAAGGAGGAUAUUCUAUCAGCAAUUGAUCUAGACAUUUUUUCCCAGGUUCUGCAAUCAGGUGGUAACCUGGAUGUCGAUUACCUUGGAAAGAUUCUGGAGUUUUCACUGGUCACUUUGCAAAAGCUUUCCGCUCCAGCCAACGAGGAGACAAUCAAGGCCAAACACCAUAAUUUAUUUCUGGAGUUGAAUGAAAUAUGCCAAUUAAGAGACGAGUCAAAAAAUUCAUGUGUCAUGGCUCUAAUCAAGGGCUUGCAGUUUGUCCUAGAACAGACUCAGAUUCUUAAGAAAGAAAUAAGCAAAGCCCGCAUAAGAUUAAUGGAGCCUUUGUUAAAGGGACCUGCUGGUCUUGAUUAUCUUAAGAAUGCCUUUGCUAACCGUUAUGGAUCUCCAUCUGAUGCCAAAACCUCUUUGCCUUCGACGCUGAGAUGGCUCUCAUCUGUUAGGACAUCGAAAGAUCAGGACUGGGAAGAACACUUGAACUCCUCCUCAGCUUUGGGAAUUGUUAAUAGCUCCUCCUCCCAGGGAUGCCUGCCUUCCACCACUCUCAGAACUGGGGGAAGGAUUCUGUCUAAAGCAACUGGCAGCCAAACAGCCUUUUCUGCUGCUGAUGCAAUUACUACAGGUGAUCAGCUGCCAGAAUGCAGAGGAGAAUUAAUUGAUCUAGUUGUGAGGCUUGGUUUGCUAGAGUUAGUUAGUGGUAUAUCUGGUCUGACUCAAGAAGAUCUACCUGAAACUUUAUCACUUAACUUAUUCAGGCUGAGGUCUGUUCAGUCUCAAAUUCAGAGGAUUAUUGUUAUUUCCACUAGCAUCCUUAUUUGCCGCCAGAUUCUUGUGAGUGAAAAGGCAGUAGGUAGCACCGUGGGAAUGGAAAGCAUAGUAUCAAAGUGUGCCGAAAAACUUGCAGAUCUCUUGGACCGGGAUCAAGAAGUCAGUGUUGACAAUAUCGUUGAAGUAAUCUGUGAUUUCUCUGCGGGUGGCGAUUUAGACAUUGAUGCAGGAAAACUACAGAAAAUGAAGGUAGUUGCUGCCAGGAUGCUUCCAAAGAGCUUACAGGCUGGAGAUGCAGUGUUUGAGAGGGUGUCCAAUGCAGUCUAUACAGCCGUUCGAGGUGUCGUGCUUGGCGGAAAUGGGGUCCAGGGUAGAAAGUUAGCAGAAAUGGCCCUCCGAAAGGUAGGGGCUGGUUUACUGACUGAAAGGGUGGUGAAAGCUGCUGAAGUUUUGAUUGUGGCUGCCACUAUAUCCGUAAGUGUUCAUGGACCAUGGUAUAAAUAUUUGACUGAUAACAUGAGUAAUAAUAAUAAUCAGGAAGUACAGGAAUAAUAAAAUACGGUUGUACAUAGCAGCGUGAAGUUGUCACUGUAUCUUAGGGUUGUAAAGUGAUAGGUGAUAUCGAUUGUUGUUAAGCAUGUUGAAUUCUUUUAGUGUAUAGUAAUGAGAUGUAUAUAUUUGUCUAAGAAUGUUAUUUCUCUGAAUUGUUUGAGGUU